Molecule: messenger RNA, 1273 nt
Organism: Stomoxys calcitrans (stable fly)
Lineage: Eukaryota; Metazoa; Arthropoda; Insecta; Diptera; Muscidae
Gene: STUB1
Product: E3 ubiquitin-protein ligase CHIP
Exons: 8
Coding region: 151-1020 (289 amino acids)
Biological process (GO): protein quality control for misfolded or incompletely synthesized proteins; positive regulation of proteolysis; proteasome-mediated ubiquitin-dependent protein catabolic process
Cellular component (GO): Z disc; cytoplasm
Molecular function (GO): ubiquitin protein ligase activity; protein-folding chaperone binding
Source: RefSeq, a predicted model, not a curated record
GAAAGGUAUCAAUUCCCUGUGAAUGAUGAAAGGAAAAAACCAAAACAAACCAAGAAAAAGAAACCUGAAAAAGAGACAAAGUAUUCUAAAUUUCAUUCCAUAUUUUAUGAAUAUCGGAGGAUUGUACCCUUAGAUAAGAUAGGUAUCACAAUGAGUAGCAAACAUGUUUAUUCAACCUGCAAUCUAACCGAUGUUCAACUUAAGGAACAAGGAAACUGCUUAUUUUCAGCACGUAAAUAUGAUGAUGCGAUCAAUUGCUACACUAAAUGCAUUAUAAAAAAUCCCAACAAUGCAACUUAUUUUACUAACCGUGCCCUAUGCCACUUGAAAUUAAAACGUUGGGAGCUGUCAUGUCAAGACUGUAGACGGGCUUUGGACAUUGAUCCAAAUAUGCUAAAAGCCCAUUUCUUUUUGGGUCAAUGCUUAAUGGAAAUGGAUCAGCAUGAUGAAGCUAUUAAACAUUUGCAAAGAGCAUUCGAUUUAUCCAAGGAACAGAAACAAAAUUUUGGUGAUGAUAUAACAUCACAGCUGCGACUAGCGCGUAAGAAACGUUGGAAUGUGUUGGAAGAGAAGCGAAUAUGUGAAGAAAUCGAACUACAAGCAUAUUUGAACAGGCUUAUUAAAGAAGAUAUGGAAAAUCGUUUGGCCAAACUUAAACUAGACGAAAGUGCCAAUGAGGAACAAAUUAAGGAAAAACAUCAAGAAAUCGAACAAGAGUGUGAUGACCAUGUUAAGGAACUCAACAAUAUAUUUGCCAAAGUCGAUGAGCGUAGAAGGAAACGUGAUGUUCCCGAUUAUUUGUGUGGCAAAAUCAGUUUCGAAAUUCUUACAGAUCCUGUUAUCACACCCUCUGGCAUAACAUACGAGCGCAAAGAUAUUGAAGAGCAUUUGCAUCGUGUGGGACAUUUUGAUCCAGUUACACGUGUCAAACUUACCCAAAACCAACUGAUACCCAAUUUCACUAUGAAGGAAGUCGUUGAUGCUUUUAUAUCUGAAAACGAAUGGUCCUUGGACUAUUGAGGAAGACAUCGGCCUAUUGAGUAUUAUUAUUAUUCUUAUUAUUAUUGGUAAUUACAAUGUGUUUUUGUUUGACUUUAGGUAUUAAUGUGAUUCACUUGGAACAUUUUCAAUAUGCAAAAUUGUACUGAAUUUUAGCAUAUCCAUUUUUAUGUAUGACCCCCUCCCCUUCUGUCCUACCCCCACUACUAUUGUUGACUGGUUUUAAAUAGAUAUACUUAUCAUUUAGAAAUAAAGCAAUUAAAUAUCUCACGCA